AUGGAUUUGAAAUCCCUUUCAAGCAUUGAUACUUCAACACUGACGGAAAGGGUUUUAGAUUUGCUGGAGAAAAAGAAUACUAACCACUCUCAGGAAUUAACGGAUGUUCUGAAUACUGUUAGGAACAUAAACGAUCAAUUUGGUCGAGGAACACAAGAGGAUAGUUACGAAUUGUUAAAUACGUUACUGGGAGGAUUAUUUGAUGAACUCCGAACUGUUAGUGAAAAUGGAACAUUGCAAUCAGCAGAUUAUGACUCUGAUCAAAAUGGUAUAAGUGUAAAAAAUCUGUUCACCGGGUUUUUCAUAACCAUCUACGUUUAUGAUUCCUGUUGUGACGUUGAGGUUGACUUUGAGGAAUUUACAACUUUAAGCAUUCCAAUUAUUGAAGAGCUGGAACGUAAUUUCGAUAAAUUACCACAUCAUGGUUUACAAACAAUUUCUUCGGAGGAACCACAAAACGACAUUGAAAAGGGUUUAGCAGACUUGAUACAGAUAGAAGACUAUGAUGAGAGUAGUCUCUCCUGUCGAAUUUGCAAUAUAGAGGGAUCAGGAAAAGCUUACAGACGAAUGUUGGUGUUUCAACCUCCUCCUGUUCUUGUGAUACACAUAAACAGAUUUAAAAUGAAUGAUUUCAACAACCUUACCAAAGACACAACAUGUGUACGGUAUCCUAGGAGAUUCAAUAUGGCCAAGUUUUGUUCAGUUGCAAACACAGAACUCUCAACGAAAGAUUUGAAUUACGAACUGUAUGCCGUAAUUGUUCACUCUGGUGCCCUAUGGGGUGGUCAUUAUUAUGCAUACGUUAACACCACACGGAAACAUGACGUUAAAAAGUGGCAAGAACAUCUCAAUAGAUCGACAGGAGAUUUGGAAGAAUUAAAAACUAGAGUAGAAGAUUUGUUGAGGGAAAAGCGUGAUCAGCAAGAUGAUUCGGGAUACUUGGAUCGAUGCAACGUUAGGGAUAACUGGUUUUAUGUGAGCGAUGAUUAUGUUCGUUCGGCGAAUGCCGGUGAAGCUCUAUGCCAUAAGGACGCCUAUAUCUUAUUUUACGAAGUGCAAUAAUUGU
Molecule: messenger RNA, 1066 nt
Organism: Saccostrea echinata
Lineage: Eukaryota; Metazoa; Mollusca; Bivalvia; Ostreida; Ostreidae
Product: ubiquitin carboxyl-terminal hydrolase 16-like
Exons: 10
Coding region: 1-1062 (353 amino acids)
Biological process (GO): protein deubiquitination
Cellular component (GO): cytosol; nucleus
Molecular function (GO): cysteine-type deubiquitinase activity; cysteine-type endopeptidase activity
Source: RefSeq, a predicted model, not a curated record